Messenger RNA from Micropterus dolomieu (smallmouth bass), 2085 nucleotides. RefSeq names its product slit homolog 2 (Drosophila) (gene slit2). The coding region runs from base 1 to 2085 and encodes 694 amino acids. Gene Ontology annotation, cellular component: plasma membrane. The record is from RefSeq and is a predicted model, not a curated record. Gene Ontology annotation, molecular function: protein binding. Lineage: Eukaryota; Metazoa; Chordata; Actinopteri; Centrarchiformes; Centrarchidae. The transcript has 20 exons.
AUGUUGGGGGAUCUGAAUGCAAACAACCUCACUAAAAUCACCAAGGCGGAUUUUGCAGGACUGAGGCAUCUGCGAGUGUUGCAGCUGAUGGAGAACAAAAUCACCACGAUCGAGAGAGGAGCCUUCCAGGACCUGAAGGAGCUGGAGAGACUGCGCCUGAAUCGGAAUAAUCUGGCCGUCUUCCCCGAGCUGCUUUUCCUGGGAACAACAAAGCUUUACAGACUUGAUCUCAGCGAGAACCAGAUUCAGGGGGUUCCGAGGAAAGCCUUCAGGGGAGCUGUGGAGAUCAAGAACCUCCAGUUGGACUACAACCACAUCAGCUGUAUUGAAGAUGGAGCUUUCCGAGCGUUACGUGACCUGGAAGUGCUCACCCUCAACAACAACAACAUCAGCCGACUGUCUGUGGCCAGUUUCAACCACAUGCCGAAGCUCAGGACCUUUCGCCUGCACUCCAACAACCUGCAGUGUGACUGCAACGUGGCCUGGCUGUCAGAGUGGCUGCGACAGCGCCCCCGCCUGGGUCUUUACACACAAUGCAUGGCCCCGCCGCACUUGAGGGGGCACAACGUGGCUGAGGUGCAGAAGAAAGAGUUUGUCUGCACAGGUCACCAGUCAUCAUCAUCUUCCUCCUGCAGUGUGUUACAGUGCCCAGAGUCCUGCACCUGCAGUAACAACAUUGUGGACUGCAGAGGGAAGGGACUGACUGAAAUACCCACCAAUCUGCCUGAAACCAUUACUGAGAUACGACUGGAGCAGAACGCCAUCAAGGUGAUCCCAGCUGGGGCCUUUUCUCCUUAUAAGAAGCUGCGCAGGAUAGACUUGAGUAACAACCAGAUAUCUGAGUUAGCCUCAGACGCCUUCCAAGGUCUGCGCUCCCUCAACUCUCUGGUACUAUAUGGGAACAAGAUCACAGAGAUUUCCAAAGGACUGUUGGAGGGACUUUUUUCUCUACAGCUAUUGUUACUCAAUGCUAAUAAGAUAGCGUGUCUGCGUGUGGACGCGUUUCAGGACCUCCACAACCUCAAUCUGCUCUCACUAUAUGACAACAAGCUCCAGACCAUUGCCAAGGGGACCUUCUCGUCGCUAAGAGCCAUACAAACACUUCAUUUAGCCCAAAAUCCGUUUAUCUGUGACUGCCAUCUGAAGUGGCUUGCAGACUAUCUUCAGGACAAUCCCAUCGAGACGAGCGGUGCGCGCUGCACCAGCCCGCGACGGCUCGCCAACAAACGAAUCGGACAAAUCAAGAGCAAGAAGUUCCGCUGCUCAGGUACAGAGGAUUACCGCAGUAAGCUAGGAGGGGACUGCUUCGCCGACUUGGCCUGUCCCGAGAAGUGCCGCUGUGAGGGCACCACAGUCGACUGCUCCAACCAGAAACUCACCAAAAUACCAGACCACAUCCCCCAGUACACCGCCGAACUGCGUCUGAACAACAAUGAAUUCACUGUGCUCGAGGCGACGGGGAUCUUCAAAAAGUUGCCUCAGCUGAGGAAGAUUAACCUGAGUAAUAACCGCAUCAGUGACAUAGAGGAGGGGACAUUUGAAGGAGCCUCAGGGGUCAAUGAGCUGAUUCUGACCUCCAACAGACUGGAAAACAUACACCACCGCAUGCUGAAGGGACUCGGAGGCCUCCGCACACUUAUGCUGAGGAGUAACCGUAUCAGCUGUGUGAGUAACAGCAGCUUUGUGGGGUUGAGCUCAGUGCGUCUUCUGUCGCUCUACGACAACCAGAUCACCUCAAUGAACCCCGGCGCCUUCGACACACUGCACUCCCUGUCCACACUCAACCUCCUGGCCAAUCCCUUCAACUGUAACUGUCAUCUGGCUUGGCUCGGCGACUGGCUGAGAAGGAAACGCAUCGUCACUGGUAACCCACGCUGCCAGAGUCCUUACUUCUUAAAGGAGAUCCCUAUCCAGGAUGUGGCAGUCCAGGACUUUGCCUGUGAAGAUGGUAAUGAUGAGAACAGCUGCUCUCCAGCGCUGAGGUGUCCAGCAGAGUGUUCCUGUCUGGACACUGUGGUGCGCUGCAGCAACAAGGGCCUCACCACGCUGCCCAAAGGCCUUCCCAAAGAGACCACUGAGCUGUGA